AUGGAAAUUCUCUGCCUUCCAGAUCCCCCAUUUUUCUUGUUAAGACCAGAGAUAACUAAUAGUGCCACCAAUCCUGGCUUCGUUAGAGCACAUCAGGACUGGCAGGAGAGCCUCGCAGCUCACAGGGCAGAGAACCCAGGCCUAUGUUACAGUCACACAGAAAGCAAACCUUCAGCUGCUGAGACAGCAACUGCUGGCUGCUCAGCAGCAAGCAUUGUACUCAAAUCUCGAAUGAUCCCCUUGGAUUGUUUUUUUGUUCGUUUAAAUCAAGCCUGGGGCUGUUGGACAGUAGCUGCACACCCAUAUUGUGUGUCCUGUGAGUGCUAG
Molecule: messenger RNA, 327 nt
Organism: Pipistrellus nathusii (Nathusius's pipistrelle)
Lineage: Eukaryota; Metazoa; Chordata; Mammalia; Chiroptera; Vespertilionidae
Source: the annotation of a GenBank genome assembly